UAGAUAGAAAGAAAAAACUGUAAGAAGAUAAAAUCAGUAUUACUACUCAACCCUUUUUACCCUUUUAUUAACAAGAAAUAUCUUUCUUUAUCUGUUCAAGUGAAAACCACACACUGUGCAUCAGGGUUUCCAUUUUUAGGUAUUUGUGGUGUGUGCUUGCUUGCUUGCUGGCUGGGGACCAAGAAAAGAGAGAGAGAGAGAGAAUCUAGAGAGAGAAAGUAGAGAGAGAGAUGGGAAGGGGAAAGGUGCAGUUGAAGAGGAUAGAGAACAAGAUAAACAGACAGGUGACUUUCUCAAAGAGGAGAGCUGGUUUGCUGAAGAAAGCUCAUGAGAUCUCUGUUCUCUGCGAUGCUGAGGUCGCUUUGAUUGUCUUUUCUCACAAGGGCAAGCUCUUUGAGUACUCUACUGAUUCUUGCAUGGACAGUAUACUGGAGAAGUACGAAAGAUAUUCAUUUGCAGAAAGACAAUUAGUUGCUCAUGAGCCUGACUCACCUGCCAAUUGGACACUUGAGUACAGCAAACUGAAGGCAAGAAUUGAGCUCUUGCAACGAAAUCAUAGGCACUAUAUGGGAGAAAAUCUGGAAAGCAUGAGCCUGAAAGAUCUUCAGAACCUGGAACAACAACUUGACACUGCUAUCAAGAACAUUCGCUCUAGAAAAAAUCAGCUCUUGUACGAUUCCAUUUCUGAGUUGCAGAGAAAGGAGAAAGCCAUACAAGAGCAAAACAGCAUGCUUGUAAAGAAGAUCAAAGAGAAGGAGAAGGAAAUGGGACAACAGGCACAGUGGGACCAGCAGCAAAACCACUGCGCUAACGCCGCCGACCUGCCGCCGCUUCCACCACCACAACAACAAUAUUUAAUGUCAUCUCAGCUUCCUUGCCUAAAUAUCGGGGGGGGCACUUAUGAAGACGAAGCAGAAGCUAGAAGGAACGAACUUGACCUGACUCUCGACUCGAUGUAUUCAUGCCACCUAGGAUGCUUUGCUGCAUGAGAAUCGAACUGUUUCUAGAAAUCAAGGGAUACGAACAAGUUUUUCGAAAAUGGUAACUCAAAUCUGAGUGAGAAAAUAAGAUGAUGCUCUCUUUAUGUAUUAUAUUGAUUGUGUUCUUCUUCUUGUAUUUGAGUGUAUGUAUAAUCUUGAUGAUGACUUCAAAUUACUCUUUUGCCAUGAGUUAUAUUCAUAUGGGGCUGUAAAUUGUGGAGCUCAUUAAGAAUCUUAAUUGACAAUAAUAAUGUAAUUAAAUCUUAUGUGUGAUUCUUGCAAGUCCUAUU
This is a messenger RNA of Erythranthe guttata (spotted monkey flower), 1270 nucleotides long. RefSeq names its product agamous-like MADS-box protein AP1. The record is from RefSeq and is a predicted model, not a curated record. Gene Ontology annotation, cellular component: nucleus. Gene Ontology annotation, biological process: positive regulation of transcription by RNA polymerase II. Lineage: Eukaryota; Viridiplantae; Streptophyta; Magnoliopsida; Lamiales; Phrymaceae. Gene Ontology annotation, molecular function: DNA-binding transcription factor activity; RNA polymerase II transcription regulatory region sequence-specific DNA binding; protein dimerization activity.